Molecule: messenger RNA, 1143 nt
Organism: Seminavis robusta
Lineage: Eukaryota; Bacillariophyta; Bacillariophyceae; Naviculales; Naviculaceae
Source: the annotation of a GenBank genome assembly
AUGUCGAGUCUACAGUCGUUUUCCUUCUAUCUUUGGUUUCUAGUGCUACCCGUGAAGGGGGCAGAUCGUGCCCUUGGAUCUUCUCAUCAACAGUUUCUGAGGGCAAUGGACCUUGUUGCCGGUGCUCAAACAGAGCAGAGACGUCUGAGUCACAGUAGGGAUUCUGACGAUGACUUCUUUUCCACAAUUAAGCCAUGCGAAGACAAGAGCUGUAAUGAUGACAAUGAUUGCUAUGACGUGUAUAUUUGUUUCAAAAGGGAAAAGGGUGAUCCAAUUCCAAAAUGCUGCGACAACAGAGACUACGAAACAGAUAAUAGUCGCAACUACUGUGCUGUCAAGUCUUGUGACACUGGUGGUGGUGGCGGUGGCCUGUGCUUCUCCGGUGAAACAAAAGUCCAUGUUUUUGGUGGCAAAACUGUCUCCAUGAAAGACUUGCAAGUGGGUGACCACAUCCUGACAAGCAACAGUCAAGGUGAAAUGAUCUACCAAAAAGUUUAUGCUUUUGCCCACAGGCACCACUCCAGACCCACUCAGUUCUUGCAGAUUCAAACCAACACAAUCAACGAGGAGGAGGAUGACACCGCAGAAUCGCCCAUUCUGGAAGUGACAAGAGAGCACAUGGUUUUUGUGGAGGGGAAGUCCAAACCCAUCAGAGCUGAUACAAUCCAAGUUGGGGACAAUCUACUUGGAAUUAUUUCAAACCAGCAGCAUGUGGUGACAACAAUCGCUCCAGUUGUCCGUAAAGGCAUGUAUGCACCACUGACCCACUCUGGCAUGGUUGUUGUUGCCAAUGGCAUUGUUGCCUCAAAUUACAUUGCAAUGCAACCAAAGCAAACAAAUGGUGAUGGCUAUGUCAGUCUCCCAAAUAUUGGCUCCGUGGCAUUUCUCCACCAAGCAGAUGUUGCCCACAUGUGGUUGAGCCCCUUUCGAAUCUUCUGUGGUGCACUUGAAGUUUGCCAUAGGGUCAAUGUCGAUGGGCUUCUCCACUAUGCUUCAUGGGGGCUCCAGCUUGUUCAUUUUAUGGAACAACAACCACUUUGGGCCCAGCUUUUGGUGUUGAUCCCGCCUUCUGGUGGUUUGGCUUGGUUUUGGUGCAUUAAGAAGGUUGUCUUCCAAAUUCAGACAAAGUGGAAACACAACUAA